Fusarium proliferatum ET1 is the source of this 771-nucleotide messenger RNA. RefSeq lists its product as uncharacterized. The coding region runs from base 1 to 771 and encodes 256 amino acids. The record is from RefSeq and is a predicted model, not a curated record. The transcript has 4 exons. Lineage: Eukaryota; Fungi; Ascomycota; Sordariomycetes; Hypocreales; Nectriaceae. Gene Ontology annotation, molecular function: methyltransferase activity.
AUGGCCAUGAAUAAUCAAGAUAUUUAUACACGAGUUGGCGAGCGAUACGGAAGUGCAGCAAACGGCUCCAAUGUAACAUACAGCACCAAUGUUGCGAAAGCCUUUGGCUAUUCGAACGAGGACCUCGAAUCCAUCCCGAAAGAUGCCAACUUGGGACUGAGUUGCGGCACGCCUUUGGCAAUCGCUUCACUGAAGGAAGGCGAGACUGUUAUCGACCUGGGAAGCGGUGCUGGUCUGGAUGUCUUCCUAUCAUCCAGCAAAGUCGGCCCAACUGGUAAGGCUAUCGGUGUUGACAUGAACAAGAACAUGCUCGCCAAAGCCAGGAAGCUUAAGGCAGAUCGAUCGAUGGAAAACGUCGAAUUCAUUGAGUCUCGUAUCACCGAAAUAGCCUUGGAAGACAGCGUCGCCGACUGCAUCAUCUCCAACUGCGUCGUCAAUCUGGUACCCCAUGAUGAGAAACAAAAGGCCUUCAAUGAGAUGCACCGUCUGCUCAAACCCGGAGGGCGAGUCGCCAUAUCCGAUAUCUUGGCAAGGAAGCCCCUUUCCGAAAAUAUCAGAAACAGCAUGGCACUUUACGUCGGAUGCAUCGCUGGAGCAAGUCAAGUCGAGGAGUAUGAAGAGUACCUGAAACGUGCAGGUUUCAAUGGUGGGCAGUCCUAUACUUAUAAGGAGUAUCAGCUGACCGGAUGGACCUGCGGAUGUUGCUCAGCCCCGGAGAACAUGGCGGUUGAUCUCAACGGACAAGAUCUCAACGAUUGGGCUGGUAUGUAA